UAAAAAGGUGAUUGUUUUGCAUAGAUAUCACUGAGAGGGUGAUCAGUGUCGAGGACCUACAGAAAUAUAUUAUAAUUUAUUAAAUAAUAUUUAAAAGAUAAAAAUGGCUGGAAAGAUUAUUAUUUUUGCCUGUUUGGCUUCCAGCGUGUUGAGUUUGCCAGUGGCUAAUCAAAAAAAUAUCAGCAUAAGAAAUUUCAGAGGUUUCCCUCGUCCCUUCAAAUACUAUUCAAGAGAAGAUUGGGGGGCUAAAGCAGCCACUGCCAUCGACCAUCUCAGUUUGCCGGUCCCUUAUGUGACCAUCCAUCAUACAUAUAUUCCGGGAGCAUGCUUUAACUUCCAACAAUGCAAGAGCGCCAUGCGGGGUAUGCAGACUUACCACCAAGACACACAGGGAUGGGGUGACAUUGGAUACAACUUUGCAAUAGGCAGUGAUGGUGCGGUGUACGAAGGCCGAGGCUGGUUGGCUGUAGGUGCACACGCCUAUGGAGCAAACAGUCGGAGUAUAGGCAUCGUCUUCAUAGGAGAUUAUAUAUCGGAUCUACCGCCUCCCAAAAGCCUACAAGCAGCCAAAGACCUCAUUGCUAUUGGAGUGAAAGCUGGAUUCAUAUCUCCAUCCUACCAUCUAAUAGGGCACCGUCAGGUGAGCGCGACCGAGUGCCCAGGACAGAGUCUGUACACCGAAAUCACCAGUUGGGACAGAUUUUUACCAGAUUUUGACGUGAACGCGGGUGGUCACUGUCGAGGACGGAAAUAUAUAAAAUAUUACCUUCAUAAAAGAUAUACAAUGGCUGGUUAUAGUGGUUAUAUAUACAAUGUUAUAUUUGCCUGUUUGUCGGCCAGCGUUUUAAGUUUGCCAACUAAUCAAAACUACAGUGUCAAAAACUUUAGAGGUUACCGUCUACGCUUCCCAUUCUACUCAAGACAAGAUUGGGGUGCCAAACCACCAGUUUCCUACGAACUGCUCAGUUUACCCGUUCCAUAUGUGACCAUCCACCACACAUACAUUCCAGUAGCGUGUUUCAACCCUCAGCAAUGUAAAUAUGCUAUGCGGGAAGUACAGAAAUUACACCAGGACGACAAUGGAUGGAGUGACAUUGGAUACAACUUCGCAAUAGGCAGUGAUGGUGCGGUGUACGAAGGCCGUGGCUGGUACAGAGUCGGCGCUCAUGCCAUAGGCGUCAAUAACCGAAGCAUAGGCAUCGUCUUCUUUGGAGAUUAUGUUUCGGAUCUGCCACCCCGAAGCCUACAAGCGGCUAAAGACCUGAUCGCUAUUGGAGUAAAAGCUGGUUUCAUUUCUCCAUUCCACCGUCUAAUAGGCCACCGUCAGGUUUCCGCCACUGAGUGCCCCGGACAGAGUCUGUACUCUGAGAUCACAAGUUGGGACAGAUUUUUACCAGAUUUUGACGUCAACGCGUAAAACAAUAAAGAGUGUCAACAGUACAAUUUACUUCCUGUUUUUACCGAAACUGUGUGAAAAGUUCCCAGGGUACGUUGCCGAAUGGCACAAACGCUCACGAAACGAAACGCUCGUAGAUAUCUAUCUCUAUCGCUCUUGCGGAUUGGUGCGACAGAGCCAGACUACCUUUCGCGGCGUUUCGUUUUCGUUUCGCGUCGCAGAAAUGCCAUUCGGCUACGGCACCAAGACAGAGUGUGCUAGGCCAAAGUGUGAAGACUGAGAUCACCAUUUUUGCCGUCAACUUAGACAUUUUUACCAGAUUUUGACGUCAACUCUUGUCAGCAAUAAAGAACUUGUGUAAUUUA
Leguminivora glycinivorella is the source of this 1761-nucleotide messenger RNA. Its product is annotated as peptidoglycan-recognition protein LF-like. The record is from RefSeq and is a predicted model, not a curated record. Gene Ontology annotation, biological process: peptidoglycan catabolic process. Lineage: Eukaryota; Metazoa; Arthropoda; Insecta; Lepidoptera; Tortricidae. Gene Ontology annotation, molecular function: zinc ion binding; N-acetylmuramoyl-L-alanine amidase activity.